This is a messenger RNA of Haliotis rubra (blacklip abalone), 1490 nucleotides long. Its product is annotated as carbonyl reductase [NADPH] 1-like. Lineage: Eukaryota; Metazoa; Mollusca; Gastropoda; Lepetellida; Haliotidae. Bases 55 to 882 code for a protein of 275 amino acids. Gene Ontology annotation, molecular function: carbonyl reductase (NADPH) activity. The record is from RefSeq and is a predicted model, not a curated record. The transcript is spliced from 8 exons.
GAUAAACACGGCUUAUAACGGCGGCGGGUCAACUGAGCGUCACUAGAAGCGAUCAUGUCGUCCAAGCUUGUAGCCGUGGUGACAGGAGCCAACAAGGGGGUGGGGUUUGGUGUUGCAAGGGCGCUGUGCAAACAGUUUGACGGUGACGUCAUUCUUACAGCUCGAGAUAAUGACCGCGGUCAGCAGGCUGUCGCUGACCUGAACCAGGAGGGACUCCGGCCUCGUUUCCAUCAACUGGACAUCACCGACACCGACAGCGUGGACGCCCUAGCGACGUUCCUGGGGGACAACUACGGCGGGCUUGAUGUCCUGGUCAAUAACGCUGCCAUAGCUUACAAGGGCGAUUCACCUGCGCCAUUCUCGGAGCAGGCUCGGGAGUCUGUCAGAUGUAACUUUACAGGGACUCUCAGCGUUACCCGGGCGCUGAUGCCCCUUCUCCGUCCUCACGGCAGGGUAGUUAUAGUGUCCAGCGAAGCUUCUAAGCGAGCGGUGGAUAAAUGUUCUUCAGAACGACAGGCGCAGUUCCGAGAUCCCAGCUUGACCAUGGAGGGAUUGCAGUCACUGAUGGCGGAGUUUGUACAGGAUGCCGCCGCAGGAACACAUCAAGAGCGGGGCUGGCCGAACACCGCUUACGGGGCGUCCAAGAUCGGUGAGACGGUGAUGGCGUUUAUACUCACGCGAGAACUCGCUGCAGACCCGCGAGAGGAUAUAAUUGUCAAUGGUUGUUGCCCUGGUCACGUGGACACAGACAUGUCCAGUCACAAGGGUCCGCUGACCAUCGACCAAGGUGCCGAUACUCCCGUCUUCUUGGCGCUGCUACCCUCAGGCGUGGAAGGACCAAAGGGUCAGUUCUGUCGUCUCAGAAAGGCCGAGGAUUGGUGACAUGGAACCAAGGGUCCUGAUUCCACCCAGCCAUUGCAGAAGAAUAUGUGCCGUCUCUGAACUAUGGAAUACUGUAAGAGACAUUCUCGUAAUCACGACCACUGAAAGCGAGCCAAAUAUGACAAAAGAGCGAGGCCGCGAGAUCGCCAGAAUGUCGCUUACAGAUUCAACACUGAACACACUGCCCUUAAUACCGUGGUAAUCUAUCCACCAUCCCAAAACCUGAAAGCACGAGUGGACGUACACCUAUCAGACUCAAGCACUAAUGUUAUUAUUUAAACAAGGUGUUGUGUUCGUAGAUAUUAAAUUUUCAUUGUCCAUAGUCGUAUGUAAAGUGAGGAAAAGGCUUCUGUAUUUUGAGGAACAUGACGUUUCGGAGUAUAUUGUUACUCAUUCAUCAGGUGAUACCAAUAUACCCCGAAACGUCUACGAAUAUAUAACGAACCGUAGUGUUCUUCAGAAUGCAGUAGGUUACAUCCAUACAUUUUUUUCUGCUUUUUGUGUAUCACUUCUAAAUGCCAGGCCUAAAGAUUUCAUUAUUGUAUAUGUCUCUUUUGUAUUUGAUUUACAUAACCUUAAAUCAUUAAAAAACGAAAUGAUAAAUCUUU